CUGCAGCGAGGCGAGCAGUCGCGGUGGACGCAACCUAUUGGCUUCUCGGCGCUGCCGCUAAUGUCACAACCCUGCCUGUAGCCCGCACUGCCUCCACCCCGUGUAUUUCCGUCGCUGCGGCCCGCUCCCCCCCCCCCCCCCCUUCAAUGGUGUGGGCAGGAGUGGUAUGGAAGACUGCAGUGAGAAGCUUCGCAUGGAAAUGCUCUUUGCCGUCGGUGUUGCUCUAGCGCCUUUCUGGUGACAACAACAUGCCGUUGAAAUGGAAAAGCGGUUCUCCCGUCAGCUGGAAAUUCCCAAUGCCGGUCCUUAAGACGUCCCGGUCCUCGCCGCUUUCACCUGCCUACAUAUCCCUCGUGGAGGACGACGACACUCACAUGAAAGUGGCUCUGGGCUACGGUGAUAUGGGCAUCUGCGCUCACCUUCAGGCAUCAAAGACUGGAAACACCCGCUUUUUUACCAGCAACACACACAGCUCGGUGGUUCUUCAGGGCUUCGACCAGCUGAGGAUAGAGGGCCUGCUUUGCGAUGUCACUCUGGUCGCCGGCGACGGCGACGAAGCCUUCCCCGUCCAUCGAGCGAUGAUGGCCUCUUCCUCGGAUUAUUUCAAAGCCAUGUUCACAGGUGGAAUGAAAGAACAGGAUUUAAUGUGCAUCAAGCUCCACGGAGUGAACCGAAUAGGCCUGAAGAAGAUCAUCGACUUCAUCUACACGGCCAAGUUGUCGCUCAACAUGGAGAAUCUGCAGGACACGCUGGAAGCAGCCAGCUUCUUACAAAUCCUUCCGGUGUUGGAUUUCUGCAAGGUCUUUCUUAUAUCCGGGGUUUCCCUCGACAACUGCGUCGAGGUGGGCCGCAUCGCCAACACGUAUAACCUGACCGAGGUGGACAAAUACGUCAACAAUUUCAUACUGAAAAACUUCCCCUCGCUGUUGGGCACGGGUGAGUUCGUCAAGCUGCCGUUUGAGCGCUUGGCCUUUGUGCUGUCCAGCAACAGCUUGAAACACUGCAGCGAAUUGGACCUCUUCAAGGCCGCUUGCCGCUGGCUCCGCUACGAAGAUAGCCGCAUGGACUACGCCUCCAAGCUCAUGAAGAACAUCCGCUUCCCCCUCAUGAACCCGCAGGAGCUCAUCAAUCACGUCCAGACGGUGGACUUCAUGCGUACGGACAACACCUGCGUCAACCUCCUCCUGGAAGCUAGCAACUACCAAAUGAUGCCCUACAUGCAGCCGGUCAUGCAGUCGGAACGGACGGCCAUCCGCUCGGACAGCGCCCACCUGGUCACGCUGGGCGGCGUCCUGCGGCAGCAGCUCGUGGUGAGCAAGGAGCUGCGUCUGUUUGACGAGAAGGCGCACGAGUGGAAAGCGCUGGCGCCCAUGGACGCGCCCCGCUACCAGCACGGCAUCGCCGUCAUCGGCAACUUCCUCUACGUGGUGGGCGGCCAAAGCAACUACGACACCAAAGGCAAGACCGCGGUGGACACGGUGUUCCGCUACGACCCCCGCUACAACAAGUGGAUGCAGGUGGCGUGCCUUAACGAGAAGCGGACCUUCUUCCACCUCAGCGCGCUCAAGGGACACCUCUAUGCUGUCGGUGGGAGGAAUGCGGCCGGGGAGCUCGCGACCGUGGAGUGCUACAACCCGAGGACGAACGAAUGGACGUACGUUGCCAAAAUGAACGAGCCACACUACGGACACGCCGGGACGGUGUAUGGCGGCUACAUGUAUAUUUCAGGCGGCAUCACUCACGACACCUUUCAAAAGGAGCUGAUGUGCUUUGACCCAGAUGCAGACAAAUGGACUCAGAAGGCGCCCAUGACCACCGUGCGCGGCCUCCACUGCAUGUGCACGGUGGGCGACCGCCUCUACGUCAUCGGCGGCAACCACUUCCGCGGCACCAGCGACUACGACGACGUGCUCAGCUGCGAGUACUACUCCCCCGCCCUGGACUUGUGGACUCCUAUCGCCGCCAUGUUGCGAGGCCAGAGCGACGUGGGCGUGGCCGUGUUUGAGAACAAGAUCUACGUGGUGGGCGGAUACUCGUGGAACAAUCGCUGCAUGGUGGAAAUAGUUCAGAAAUACGACCCCGAAAAAGACGAGUGGCACAAAGUGUUUGACUUACCCGAGUCGCUCGGCGGGAUUCGAGCCUGCACGCUAACGGUGUUCCCGCUCGAAGAUAUGUCAAGCUCGCCGUCCAGAGAGUCGCCGCUUUCAGCACCUUGAUGAGUGAUGGGGGUGGGCGGGGCAGCCCUAUUUCGGUCACACCCCCAUAAACCCUUAAGUCCCCAACAAACCCAUAUAGACAUUGUUUGCACUUCCUUUUCGGACUAAGUCAGUACUGCGUCCCUCAGUCGUACAGUUGUGCAGAAGCCCCGCAAGCUCCUCCGAGUGGUUAAACCGACGUAGCGCUACGCCAGCGGCAACCGAUUUCCACCUUCAUGUUGCCGACUCGGUUCAGAUUGUAUUCAAGAAAGUACCUCGACGUGAAAAGGGACUUUGCAAAUCAACUUUUCUACCUGAUCUCGCCGCUUGUCGUACGUCUCCGGGCGCGUCGCGGAGGAGAACCUUACCAGGAAGAGCUCAGGGCUCUGUACUAGGCCCGCCUAAACAGCACUCCUUCGGUUUUACUUUCCUGCGAUUGCUACGCAACUGUUAACAAAGUGCUGUUUUCUAAAUUUAAUAAAGAUGGUUUUCAAAGUAA
Messenger RNA from Hippocampus zosterae (dwarf seahorse), 2694 nucleotides. RefSeq names its product kelch-like family member 13 (gene klhl13). Gene Ontology annotation, molecular function: ubiquitin-protein transferase activity; cullin family protein binding. The transcript has 7 exons. Gene Ontology annotation, biological process: protein ubiquitination; regulation of cytokinesis. The record is from RefSeq and is a predicted model, not a curated record. Gene Ontology annotation, cellular component: Cul3-RING ubiquitin ligase complex. Bases 249 to 2216 code for a protein of 655 amino acids. Lineage: Eukaryota; Metazoa; Chordata; Actinopteri; Syngnathiformes; Syngnathidae.